Messenger RNA from Clunio marinus, 2501 nucleotides. The record is from the annotation of a GenBank genome assembly. NCBI's taxonomy places the organism in Eukaryota, Metazoa, Arthropoda, Insecta, Diptera, Chironomidae.
AUGAUUAAUGAUUACAUUCUUUUGUUCUUUUUUCAUUUUCCAGCUCCCCGAUCGCACACGUCAUGUCCAAGUCCAAACAAUCUUCCUCCACUUCAAUUCCACAAUGUUCAUGGUGACAACAUUCGAAUUUCUCGAGAUGGAAAAAUUGCUCGUCGUUAUGAAAGCUUCUGCAAAGGCAUCACAUUCAGUGCACGACCAGUGAAGGUUCAAGAGCGUGUUUGUGUUCGUUUUGCUGAAAUUUCAAACAAUUGGAGUGGAGUAAUUCGAUUUGGUUUCACGUGCAUGGAUCCAACAUCACUUGAAGGAACAUUGCCAAAAUAUGCAUGUCCGGAUCUCACAAACAAACCAGGAUUUUGGGGAAAAGCACUUCAUGAACGUUUCUGUCAACGUGACAAUGUUCUCUUCUACUAUGUCUCAUCAUCUGGUGAAGUUCAUUACGGAAUUAAUGGAGAAGAGAAAGGACUUUUCAUCACAGAUGUUGACACACGUGGACCACUUUGGGCUAUGAUUGAUAUUUAUGGAAAUUCAACAGCUUGUGAGUUUCUCGAUUCGCGAACUUAUAUGUGCAACAACAACAUGAAUGUUCAGCAACCAAAUCGUCAGUUAAUGCCACUACCAUCAAUACCAACCCAAGACAUUUACGAUAUUAACGAGAGAAUCCAAAAUGUUAAUCUCUCAGUUGAAGCAGUCAAUCGUCGACAAACCAUUCACAGCUCAAAUAAUCUUCUCAAUCAAAAUGUUAUCAAUGGAUAUCAACCAAUGCAACUUCAUCCACUUAUUGGACGUAAUGUUGUGUUGACACAAGAUCGAACAAUUGCAACUCGUGUUGAUAAUGAAUUUUGUCAAGGCUACGUCUUCACACAACGUCCAAUCAAAUAUGGAGAACAAUUUAUUAUUCAAAUUCUAAAGAACGAUUCACUUUAUGGUGGAUCAUUGGCACUUGGAUUGACAUCAUGUAAUCCAAAUAGUUUGAUAUCAUCUGACCUUCCUGACGAUGCUGAUGUUCUCUUAGAUCGUCCCGAAUAUUGGGUUGUGAGUAAAGAUAUCGGACAGAUUGUGCAAUUGUCACGGGGUGAUGAAAUUAAAUUCAGUGUGUUGAUGAGCGGUGAAGUUCAAAUAAGUCGCAAUGACAACGCACCAAUUACUUUGAUGUAUGUUGAUCAAAGUCUACAAUUGUGGGCUUUCUUUGAUGUUUAUGGAUCGACACAAGGAAUCAGAGUUCUCUCAAAACAUGCACAAAUGCCACCUGCUUAUCAACAACCACCACAGCCACUUUCAAUUCAGAAGGCAUUGAACGCUUCAGUUCCUUUGAAUCAUCGAGUGAUGCCAGCACAAGCACAAGUUCCAAAUGAAGCGAAUCUUAGUUCACGAUCUGUUGGAACAACUACUUCAAUUAUUAGUGGAACACCAAAUGGUGAUAUUCAAGUUCAAUCAAGUGGUACUGUUCUAGUCGUGAAUCUUCCUCCAGCACCACCAGCUCCAGUCAAAUCAUCAUCAAGUCAGCCAACGAUGAUACGCGGACGAAGUGCAACACGAGUGUCUGAAAGUUCAACUUCACUUUAUGCUGCAGUUCCAUGCAAGAAGCAACAAAAUGCGCCUUUUGUUGAUGCACAUGGAACUGUUUACGGAACUGUAUCAAAUUAUGGACCGAACGACCCAUCCAAUGGUGUUGAUUGUACAAUUUGUUAUGAGAAUCCAAUCGAUUCUGUUCUUUAUAUGUGCGGUCACAUGUGUAUGUGCUAUGAUUGCGCAAUGAAACAUUGGCGUGGUGGAAUUAACGGAGGUGCUUGUCCAUUAUGCCGUGCACCGAUUCGCGAUGUUAUUCGAACAUACAAAUCUUAAAUUGGACUCAACGAGAAGAGAAAAAAAGAAGAAUUUUCUAGUCAAAAGAUUUGGAACAUCGCUGGAUGCACCACAAAGCACAUGACAUUGCGUAUUUCGAACACAAAGAUUUGCCAAAAACUAAUUUUUAGAAAGAAAAAACUUUUCAUAGGAAAAUUUUCGUUUUACUGAAAUUUCUUUUACGAAUACGAGAAUUAUGAUUUAGAACAAAAUUUUGAGAACCGAAAAUUAAAAAUUCAAAGUUGAAGCUUUGUAGAAACUUUUUAAUAUUUUAAUUGUUCAUCAAGACAAGAUGUCAAUUUUCUCAAGAUUUUCUUCUCUUUUUUGUAAAAUUUAAAUACACAAAGAUCAAACAAUUUGUAAUUAAUUUGUAGGAAUAUGAAGAAACUGUUGUUAAAUUAGAAUUUAAAUUAUGAACAAGGAUUAAAUGUAUUCAAAUGUAACUGGAAAAAAGGCGACAAAUUAAAAAAAAGUUUUUCGUAUUAUAAAAGAAAUGUUUUACGUUUUUUUUAUGAUUUCAACAAGUUUUUCAUCGAAGGAAUGUUGGCAAUUUAGUCUACAUUAAAUGUUUUGAUACAGAAAUUUUAUUUAGGUGCAGGAUGAUUUCUUAACGCAUGAAAGUUAUACAAUUCACAAUACUCAGAAUAUUUUUAGGUUUU